GAACUAGGGCGGGUCGACGUCUUACUGACGUCAGUGUAAACGAAUCACACGCUUUCUUCUGCUAUAGUUCUGACCAAUGGGGAGCCGUUUGAAUGCAGCCCACCGACCAAUGAAGGUUCGUGCAGGCCAGCUUUUUGAAAACGUUGGCGGCCGGGAGAGUUCGAGAUAGUAACUCUGGGGUUUCUUUACCUAACCGUGAAUACUUCCGUCCUUCACUACAAUGCAGAAUAAGGAAAAUCAUGAGCCCAGGGGUUUCACACGACCGUUCACAGCCACAAGCCUGAUGGCAGGCCCACAGCGGGCUCAGGUGAAACCGCGAGCAGAGAUGGACCAUAAUGCCACCACAGGCUCAGGUAGAGAGUGUGUUGGCGCAUCCUCCAGCGCAGCCCCAAAGAAAUUCUCCAUCAAUGACUUUGACAUCGGUCGACCUUUAGGGAAAGGCAAAUUUGGAAAUGUGUACCUUGCAAAGGUGAAGGCUCUGGACUCCAUUGUGGCACUGAAGGUGUUGUUCAAGUCACAAAUGGAGAAGGAAGGCGUGGAGCAUCAACUCAGAAGGGAGAUUGAGAUUCAGGCACAUCUUAAGCACCCCAACAUUUUGCGCUUCUACAAUUAUUUCCAUGAUCAGACCAGGGUGUUCUUGGUGCUUGAGUACGCCCCACGUGGUGAAAUGUACAAGGAGCUUCAGAGAUGUGGAAGAUUUGAUGACCAGCGUACUGCAACAUACAUGGAGGAGAUAUCGGACGCACUGUUGUAUUGCCAUGAAAGGAAAGUGAUUCAUCGUGAUAUCAAGCCAGAGAAUCUGCUUCUGGGCUAUCGUGGAGAGCUGAAAAUUGCAGAUUUUGGAUGGUCUGUCCAUGCACCCUCUCUAAGACGUCGUACAAUGUGCGGGACUCUGGACUACCUCCCUCCAGAGAUGAUUGAGGGUCAUACUCACAGUGAGAAGGUGGACCUGUGGUGCAUCGGGGUCCUCUGCUACGAAUGCUUGGUCGGCAACCCACCUUUUGAAACUGCCAGCCAUUCAGAAACAUACAAAAGAAUUAUGAAGGUAGAUUUGAAGUUCCCAAAAAACAUCUCAGAUGGUGCUCGGGACCUGAUCUCCACGCUGCUUCGCCACAGCCCCGCCGAUCGUCUCUCGCUAAAGAAUGUAAUAGAUCAUCCGUGGGUGCGCGCCAACUCUCGCAGAGUCCUACCUCCCGUCUUCCCUGGGACCAAAUCCUGAGCCCAGCUUGCCUGCCACGCCACCAUGUUUUGAUGUCACUGUCAUGUUCUUUAAACUGCCAUUAUUUGGACACAUUUUAUGAUCGUUAUAAAUGUGUGGCCACUUUUUAUGUUGUACAGUGUGAUGUCCUUAUCUAUGUUUAGCUAGAGGUGUUUUUAUGGUUAUUUCCUACCUGAACCUUUUCUUUGUAUGUACACAGUUCUAUUUCGACUUUCUUUAUCUGACGGUGUUGACACCAAAGUACUGCUUUUGGACUGAUUAUAUUCUCUAAUAGUUUGAGAUGAUAUGUUUGAGGGUUGGGCUUGAUAGCCUGUGUUUAUUUUCACUCAAGCUACGCUUUACAUUUCCAAUAAAUAUUCUAAAACACUG
Messenger RNA from Eleginops maclovinus (Patagonian blennie), 1588 nucleotides. It is a transcript of the gene aurkb, whose product is annotated as aurora kinase B. Bases 221 to 1219 code for a protein of 332 amino acids. The transcript has 9 exons. Lineage: Eukaryota; Metazoa; Chordata; Actinopteri; Perciformes; Eleginopidae. Gene Ontology annotation, biological process: mitotic spindle organization; regulation of cytokinesis; protein phosphorylation. Gene Ontology annotation, molecular function: ATP binding; protein kinase activity. The record is from RefSeq and is a predicted model, not a curated record. Gene Ontology annotation, cellular component: spindle midzone; chromosome passenger complex; kinetochore.